AUGCAUUCUACCUUUUCUAUGAAGGAAUUGGGGCUGAUCAAUUAUUUUUUGGCAAUCUCUGUUACUACUUCUUCCUCAGGAUAUUUUUUAUCUCAAAGAAAGUAUGCUACUGAAAUUUUGGUUAAAGCUGGUAUGACAAACUGCAAAGCUUCUCCUUCCCCUUUGCCUCUCAAAACUUGUCCUGAUUCUGUUGAUGAUUUACCCUUUUCUCAGCCUUCUCUCUAUCGCAGUCUUGUUGGUGCCUUACAAUAUCUUACUAUUACGCGUCCUGACCUAGCUUUUGCUGUUAAUCAUACAUGUCAAUUUCUUCAAUCCCCUCUUACCAGUCAUUUUGCUUUGGGAAAAAGAAUUCUCAGAUAUCUGAAAGGCACUCUUCAUCAAGGUCUCCAUUUUGCUCCUGGUCCUCUUACCUUACAUGCCUUUUCCGACUCAGAUUGGGCAGGCUGUUCCCUUGACCGCCGCUCAACCACUGGUUAUUGUGUGUUUUUAGGUCCUAAUUUGAUUUCUUGGUCCGCUAAGAAGCAACCUACCGUGUCAAGAUCUUCCACUGAGGCUGAGUAUAGAGCCCUUGCUCAAACUGCUGCUGAAUUAAGCUGGCUUGGCAUGCUACUGUCAGAUCUUCAUAUCACAGUUCCAGCUCCCAUGCUUUGGUGUGAUAAUCUAUCUGCAAUUUCCUUAUCCAGCAAUCCUGUGUUUCAUGCCAGAUCUAAACAUAUUGAAGUUGAUUAUCAUUAUGUUCGCGAAAGAGUUGCAGCCAAGAAACUUCUUAUUCAUCAUGUUUCUUCCAUGGAUCAGCUUGCGGAUUUGUUCACCAAACCUCUCCCCUCUUCUCGGUUUUUGUAUCUGCAGAACAAGCUUCUUGGAUCUUUCAUCCCUCUCAGCUUGCAGGGGCCUGUUAAAGAGUCUAGCCAUGAGCAAGCUUCUAGUCCUGAUCAAGCUUCUCCAGCUCCAGCUCCAGCUACUCAGUAA
This is a messenger RNA of Camellia sinensis, 969 nucleotides long. The record is from RefSeq and is a predicted model, not a curated record. NCBI's taxonomy places the organism in Eukaryota, Viridiplantae, Streptophyta, Magnoliopsida, Ericales, Theaceae.